AUGACGAUCUGUACUUAUAAUGCACGCACGCUUGCAUCGGAAGACGCCAUCGAAGAUCUGAUGAUGCAAGCCAAGAAGAUCAAAUGCGACAUCAUCGGAGUGACCGAGAUGAGACGACGUCACCCUCUCAACACCGUAUAUGAAACUGGAGAAGAACUGCGGCACCACCCUCGAGAAAGCAAUGCGAAAGUUGGAAUGGGACGACAUGGAAGUCAUUUGCGCUUUGCUGAUGACAUCGUAUUGAUGACACCUAGCAUCAGUCAAGCGGAACGAAUGCUGGCCGAAUUCGACGAAACAUGUGGAUGCAUCGUUCUUCAGCUGAAUCUGCAAAAGACGAUGUUCAUGCGCAACGGAUGGGUCUCGGAUGCCCCAUUCACGCUCAACGGAACCAGCAUAUCCGAAUGCACCAGCUACGUUUAUCUGGGUCGGGAAUUAAACAUGACGAACGACCUGACCCCCGAGCUGGGCAGGAGGAGACGAGCGGCUUGGGAAGCGUAUAAGAGCAUCGAAGAUGUAGUGAAGAAGACCAGGAACACCCGGCUCCGUGCUCACCUCCUCAACACCACCGUACUUCCUGCUUUGACCUAUACUUCGGAAACCUGA
Molecule: messenger RNA, 603 nt
Organism: Necator americanus (New World hookworm)
Lineage: Eukaryota; Metazoa; Nematoda; Chromadorea; Rhabditida; Ancylostomatidae
Exons: 2
Coding region: 1-603 (200 amino acids)
Source: RefSeq, a predicted model, not a curated record